Molecule: messenger RNA, 982 nt
Organism: Coturnix japonica (Japanese quail)
Lineage: Eukaryota; Metazoa; Chordata; Aves; Galliformes; Phasianidae
Source: RefSeq, a predicted model, not a curated record
CCAGCGGUUUGGUUUCCCGUGUCCCCGGGGUCGGGGGCUGAGGCGGGUUUGCUGAGGUUUGAAGCGCCCUGAGCCUGAUGUGGGCCUGGGAGCGGCCCUGACCAGCGGCGGGACUGCGCCCUUACCAGCGCUGUGACAGAUGGCGCUGCCCGCUGCCUGACAGCUGUGAAACCGGGAUCUGUCAGUGGACAGACCUGGAUGUAGUGGCCAUGGAGCGACUUCAGGCAGCCCCAACCCUGCAGGAUCGACGUGAUGUACUGGCUGAAGUCCUGCCGGGUCCCCCUGUCCUUCUGGAUGCCUAUGAGGCAGCUGUGGAACUGGGCCAGGAGUUAGGGCUGUCCCCAGGGCCACUCUCGGCCCUGUUGGCCAUUGUGCGUCGUGCUAUCUCCAUGUGUGCCCAGACACCCCUGCCUGAUGUGGAGGAGUGUUAUGCCUAUGUCAGUGAGCUGCUGCUGCGCCAUGCUGUGCACACUCCUGACACCCUCCCCUUCUCUCCCACACCCACUACAUGCUUCCCAGCCACUGACUUUCUCUUGCCUGCUGCUGCCACGGUGCCAUCGCUGCAGCAUCCUCCAGUCAGUGUGGCUGUAUUUGGGCUGACCCAGGUUGCCUGCAUCGCAGCUCACCUCUUUGGAACUGUCCUUCGGCACGCCAAGCUUUAUGCCUAUGUCCUUACACCUCAGGUUUGCCUUGAUUUGACCCUGGUUUAUGUGGAUAGUCCUGAGCAUGGCCCAGAGGGAGAGGUGCCUACCACUCUCCCCGAGGAAGAAGGAGAGACUUCUGGGAAUCCCAACACAGAGCCUCCUUUCCAGGAAGCAGCAGUACCUGAGCUAGUGCAGGUUCCCGCAGAGGUGUAUUUGAGUAAAGAGGAUGUCUCUGGGUCCCUCCGGGCCUCUCCUAGGAGCAAGAAACACCUUAGAAGAUCUCAGGGAUCCCGCCAAGGAAAUAAAAGACAUUAGGCUAUGCCAGUAUCUCUGUAGUA